CCGAUUUGACUGUUUUUGACUUUUAUUUCUUAUUUCUUAUUCUACUGUAAAUCUGUUUUGUGAAAGAAUCAACUGUGCGGUUCAAUAAAAACAGGACAGGAAGAAGACCCUUCACCUACAGACUAAACACGCAUGUACAAGAACACACAGGCAAGAAAACGACCACAGGUUUCAGUUUCACUCUGAAAAUGAGCUGAGAAGAUCUCACAAUUGUGAGAUGGCAGACAUUAUUAACUUAUUGCACACUUUUCACUGAACAAUUGAAGAAAAUGUUCCACGUGUUUGUUUUGUUCUGUUUGUGCUGGUGGCGUCUGAUUGGCGUGUUUGGUGUGUCAGUGACGCAAGGAGAUUCUGUUACUUUACACACUGGUGUUACUGAAAUACGUGAGGACGACGAUAUACUGUGGAAAUUUGGAGCUGAAAAGUCUCAAAUAGCUAAAAUGAAGAAAAAGAAACAAAUCUUCUCCACAUAUAAUGGUCCUGAUGGGAGAUUCAGAGACAGACUGAAGCUGGACAAUCAAACUGGAUCUCUGACCAUCACAAACAUCACAACUCAACACGCUGGAGUUUAUCAACUAGAGAUAGCUGGAGCGAAAAAAUCAUCAAAAACAUUCAGUGUUUCUGUCUAUGCUCGUCUGUCUGUUCCUGUCAUCAGCAGUAACUCUUCAAACUGUUCUUCAUCAUCAUCACAGCAGAAUUGUUCAUUGUUGUGUUCAGUGGUGAAUGUGGGUCAUGUGACUCUCUCCUGGUACAAAGGAAACAGUUUAUUGUCCAGCAUCAGUGUGUCUGAUCUCAGCAUCAGUCUCUCUCUACCUCUGGAGGUGGAAUAUCAGGAUAAAAACACCUACAGCUGUGUGCUCAACAAUCCCAUCAGCAACCAGACCACACAUCUGGACAUCAGUCGACUCUGUCACACAUGUUCAGUUCCUCCAGGCUCUGUAUCUCUGAUAGUACUGAUUUCUGCUGCUGCUGCUGCUGGAUCUCUGUUGAUUGUAGCUACAGUCGUGAUCUUCUGCAUCUGCAGGAAAUGUCAGACAAAAAGGAAAGACAGGACUCAUUCAGCACUGAGUAAAGGGGGGGGGAGUAAAUCAUCAUCACGAAAAAAGAAGUCAAUGGAUGAGCAUAUGUAUGGAAAUAUCACCCCAAAACGAUGAUCAAAUAACGAAUCUACUGGAAUAAAAUAAAUGUUACAGCUCUGCAGGUCCUGACUCACACCCCUUUAGGUUACAUUCAUUCUCUGCCAGGAUGUUAUUUUUUUCUUUUGCACAUCCACUCUCAUUGUUAUGUCUUGAAAUGUUGCUGCUGUUUAAUUUAGUGGUUCACAAAUAGAACAGCAUUCAGAAACUCAACGUCCAGUUCGCUCUGGGUAUAUGAAAGCGAUCCAGAAGGAAUUAAACUGUUUGCUAAGAAAUGCCAGGUAAAGACAGAACGAUAUUUUAGAAGAGUUUUAUUUCUACGAAUUCUAAGAAAUUAUGGGACACCCUUAAAGUCAUGACUAUUAUGAACACAAAUAGGAACCGUCUUAUUACUAAUUAUGAUCUGAGGAAAGCAAAUGAAUUAAAUGACUUUACCUCAGGUUUGAUACACAGGAGUCUGCACUGGAAUGUAGAGAAGCUUUGGAGACACUUGUAAUACAGGAUACACCUGAUAGGAUCAUUGUUGAUCCACAGAAAGUCUGUUUAAUCUUCAGUCGACUGUGUAUCAAAAAGUCCACAAGUCUUAUCUCUGCAUUACUUUAACAAUAUUGUGCAGAGGAACAUACUGUGGCAUGGUGUCCUAUUUUUCAGCAAUCUGUGGACUCAUAUAUUAUAGCCUACAUGAUCUUUGGAAAAAAAAAAAUAAUCAUAAUUGUUCCAAUACCAAAGAAACCAGGUUCAAUGAAAACAAUGAUCUUAGGCCAGUAGCUUUUACAUCCUGUGUAAUGAAAAGUUUUGAGAAGUAUAUGGUGUUUAUUUUAAAGACAGAAGUCAACACUGUUCUUGACUCACUGCAAUUCGCAUACAGGCAGUGUCAACACUGUCACUUACUUUAUUACUAAACAUCUGGAAAAUUCAAAAGCGAAUGCACAGCUGCUAUUUGUUGAUUUUAGUUCUGCUUUUAAAACAAUUAAGCCCCACCUUUUAAUUCAGAAAUUGAAGGCAUUGAAUGUGAAUCCUUUUUUACUUAGGUGGUAUCUUUCAUUUUUGACUAAUCGGACCCAGCAGGUCAGAGUCUAUCACACUUUAUCGGAGUUGAAAGUAUUAGCAUAGGUGUUCCACAGGGAUGUGUUAGUUCUCCGAUCCCUUUUUUUACAUUGUAUACCAACGAGUGUUCAAGUUCUACAAAUUUUAUAGUGAAAUUCUCGGAUGACACAGCGAUACUUAGUCUUCUGUAUGAGAAUACUGAUUUGACAGUUUACUUCUCAGAGGUAUCAAGGGAGUGGUGUUAUCUAAAAUCGUCUCAUUCUAAAUACAAAAAAAAAAAAAAAAAGACAGAGAGAUGAUUUUUGACUCUAGAUCAAGGUGACCACACACCAGUGUUUAUACAUGUAACAGCAAUUAAGCAAGUACGUUCCUACAAGUAUCUUGGUAUCCAUAUGGAUUAUAAACUUAGAUGAGAGAUUCAUGUGGACACAAUUUGUUCUCGUAUGCAGCAAACAUUAUAUUUUCUGCGUAGACUUAGGCUUUUUGGAGUGGAGCAGAAAAUCAUGUUUUUGUUUUACAGUUACAAAGAGCAUAAUUAGAUAUGGCAUUGCGGUUUGGUUUGGUACCUUGCAAUUCAGGUAAAGCCUAAGUUUGCGUGCCUGGUAAAAAUAGCAGUGAAGAAGACCAUUGGGAGAAAAUAACAUUUGUCCCUUGAGUCUCUGUGAACAGUCGGUUCUUAGUAGAGAUGGGAGAAACGAAGCUUUUAAAAGCUUCGAAUCAAUUGAAUCAAUUGCUUCGCAAAAUGAUUCAUUGUUUCGAACCACACCGCUGGUGACGCCUGCUGGUCAAAAGUGUGUAAAUGCAACAAAAACUCAGGCUAAAAUAUGCCUAAAAACAGCUUUUAAAGCGCAUUGCAAAUGUUUUAUGUUAAUUUGCUGGCUUGCUUUGUUUGUUUUCUUAAUAGCUAGGCUAUAUAGAGGCCAGUAAGAGACUAUUACCUAAUUCUCAUUCUUUUAAUUACACAAAUGUCUUGUUAAAAAUGUCUACAAAUUGAUGAAACUGAUCUGAGAUCAGGUAAAAACUAUAUAGACGCUGGUUCAAUGUUUCGCCGCUGGGGGGCGAUCUCAAUGAACUCACAUGAUUCAUGGGUUCACAGAUCAGUUUUACAAAUUUCUAGGCGUUUAAUGUAACAUUUUUAUAAUAAAAAGGAAGAGCUGUAGUUUAGAGCUGUUCCUUUUUACAAUUUAAUAAAAUAACACAUGGAAUACACUUCUUAUGUAAUGCUAUUAGAUGAUUUGUUAUUAACUUUAAUAAAUAAUUUGCAAGUGGUUUGUAGUAGCCUAGGUGUUUUUAUGCAUGUUUGGGUUUCCAGUGCAUUUACACUGUACUGACCAGCAGGGGUCAGCAGCGUGUUGUGAAACAUCUGAUUCAAACUUUCGAAAAAUACAUUUCCACACCUUUCAAAGAUUCUUUUCGCACACUAAAUAUUUAAAUCAGCUGUUUUGUACUGAAUGCAUGUAUAUAACCUAGUUAUUGUGUUGAUAGUAAAUCACACCAGCAGAAAAACAGCACAUGUUACUGUCAUAAGACCUAAAGACAGACCUGAAGCUGUAUUGAUAAAUACAUUAAAUUAUUAUUAUUAUUGUUAUUA
This is a messenger RNA of Onychostoma macrolepis, 3774 nucleotides long. Its product is annotated as SLAM family member 5-like. Bases 270 to 1154 code for a protein of 294 amino acids. The transcript has 6 exons. The record is from RefSeq and is a predicted model, not a curated record. Lineage: Eukaryota; Metazoa; Chordata; Actinopteri; Cypriniformes; Cyprinidae.